Diospyros lotus (date-plum) is the source of this 3396-nucleotide messenger RNA. RefSeq names its product G-type lectin S-receptor-like serine/threonine-protein kinase At4g27290. Gene Ontology annotation, biological process: protein phosphorylation; recognition of pollen. Gene Ontology annotation, molecular function: ATP binding; protein serine/threonine kinase activity. Lineage: Eukaryota; Viridiplantae; Streptophyta; Magnoliopsida; Ericales; Ebenaceae. The record is from RefSeq and is a predicted model, not a curated record. The transcript is spliced from 7 exons. Bases 512 to 2944 code for a protein of 810 amino acids.
AAUCUGAAAGAAAAGAAGGAAAAACAUCUUAAAUACGAGAAUCUGUGAGGGACGGUGAAAAGAAAGGGGAGAUUUGCGAGCAGGGGUUGCUGGACAGUGGAGCCAAGGGAGAAGAAGUAGACCAGCGGUUGCCGGACGAUGAAACGAAGGGGAAAAGGUGACCAACGGUGGCCGGACGGUGAAGGUGGCGAGGAAGAUCGGUGAGCAGGGAACCUGUAAGGAGGAGGAGGAGGAGGAGGAGGAGGAGGGAGGCGUUGGGUCAGCUGGGGUGUAUUUGGUGAAAACGGCACCGUUUUCAAAGGGCGCCCAAAUCCAAUUAAUCGUUUAACGAUGUCCUCCCCCAAAUCCAAUUUACUGAAAUACAUUUAAUCGAAGGCUGAACUUGAAAGCCCGAGAAAAAUAAAAUACAGAGAGAACCAUCGCUAUCGAAAUCGAGGAAGAUUUUCAUGGAAAACACAAACGCGAACUCCUGAAAUCACAGGCCUUGAACCCCCCGAAACCCCGAAAUAGAAUGGCAAUCUUGUCUCUGUCACUGACACUUUGCUGCCUCUGCAUAUCACUCGCUGCCAUUUCUGCAACCGAUACACUGACUCCACUCCAGAGGCUCAAGGUUGGCCAAAGUCUGAUCUCAGCCAACCAGCGAUUCGAGCUGGGUUUCUUCGCCCCUCCCGGCCAAAUUAAAAUCAGGUAUUUGGGCAUUUGGUACAGGAACAUAAACCCGCUCACAGUGGUUUGGGUCGCCAACAGGACCAACCCGGUAAAGAAUUUGCAUGCCUCACUGAUGCUCGACUUCAAUGGCGGCCUUUCCGUUCAAGAUCGCAGGCGGUGCCAGGUUUUGCUAUCAAUGCCGGCGAAGACGGUCCAAAACCCAGUUAUGCAGCUUCUAGAUUCCGGCAAUCUUGUUGUUAGAGAUGAUAUCGGUGUUUCUUCUGGUGGGUAUUUAUGGCAAAGCUUUGAUUAUCCCAGUGAUACAUUAUUGCCUGAAACGAGGAUUGGUUGGGACUACGAAUCGAGGCGAAACCGCGUUAUCACGUCGUGGAAGAACAUUGAUGAUCCGUCGACUGGUGAUUUCACAUUCGGGUUGGAGAAACCUCAAUUGCCCCAGUUGGUGUUGAAGAGGAAUUCAAACACGCAAUCUAGAUGGGGUCCGUGGGAUGGGGUAAGGUUCAGUGGUACAAAUGUUUUAGGGACUAACCCUGUUUUUCACCCCAUGUUCAUGUCCCAAAGCAAUGGGCUUUACUUCUCAUUUAACGUUAUAGAUGAGUCGGCUCUUGUGAGAUUAGUUUUGACUUCGUUGGGCCAGGUUCAGUUUCUGGUUUGGAAUAGCAAUGGCAGUAAAUGGAUCCCAAUGGUUACCCUUAAUGGGGAUGCUUGUGAAGGGUAUGGGUUGUGUGGGCUUUAUGGAGUUUGCUACCUUGAUGGGCCGAAUUGUCGGUGCUUGAAAGGGUUCAACCCUAAUUCAAUGCGCGAUUGGACGGAUAAAAUGGAUCUCAGAGGUGGGUGUAGCAGAAACUUUAAGCUGAAUUGUGAUGGAGAUGGGUUUGUGAAGUACAAGGGAUUGAAGUUGCCGGAUAAUGCAAUAGUGUGGCCAGACCUCCUGUACAAGGAAUGUGAGAAAAUCUGCCUAAGGGAAUGUAGCUGUAUGGCUUUUGCCUUCAUAAAUAUUUAUGGAAAUGGUAGUAACUGUGUGGUGUGGUUGGAUCGGCUACUUGACAUGCGCGGUUUUCUGCAAGGUGGGGAUGAGAUUCAUAUUCGUAUGGCUCGAGAUGAACUGGAGUCCAUUGCUUCAGCCAAGCGGAAAAGAACCCAGACCUUGAUUGCUGUCAUCCUUGCAUUAGUUGUAACUGGAAUGGUUUUGUUGGGUUUUCUUCGCUGGUGCUGUGUGCAUAAGGUUAUACGUAGCGCAGUUUGCAGAAGCAAUCCACUAAUACAUUCCAAUGGGUGUCAGGAGGAGAACUCAGAAUUCAAACAUUUUAAUAUCCGUGUCAUCUCUGCUGCUACUGACAACUUCUCUAACAAUAACAAGAUUGGACAGGGCGGUUUUGGCCCUGUCUACAUGGGUGAGUUACCUUCAGGACAACUUAUUGCUGUAAAGAGGCUCUCCAGAACUUCCCAACAAGGUGUUGAACAGUUUGAGACUGAGUCCAGUUUGAUUGCAAGGCUUCAGCACCGGUACCUUGUCAAGCUGCUAGGAUGCUGUGUUCAUGAAGAAGAAAGAAUGCUCAUCUAUGAGUACUUGCCAAACAAAAGCCUGGACAAAUUCAUUUUUGAUGAAGCAAGGAAAGGGCUCCUUUCAUGGGCUAAGCGGUUUGACAUUAUUCUUGGGGUUGCCAAGGGGCUCGCUUAUCUUCACGAUGAUUCAGGGUUGAGAAUAGUCCACCGUGAUCUUAAAGCAAGCAAUAUUUUGUUGGACAGCGAGAUGAUGCCCAAAAUUUCAGAUUUUGGUCUAGCAAAAAUCUUGGAAGGCAAUCAUGAGGAGGCGACAUCCAGGAGAGUAAUUGGGACAUAUGGCUAUAUAUCUCCCGAGUAUGCAAUGCAGGGCCAGUUUUCAGUUAAGUCUGAUGUGUUCAGCUUUGGCGUUUUGGUGUUGGAGAUCGUAAGUGGCCAGAGGAAUUGGGGGUAUCUACAACCUGACCAAGACUUGAACCUUGUAGGACAUGGAUGGAACCUGUGGAGGCAAGGGAAGGCCCUAGAACUCGUGGAUUCGACACUGGAAGGGUCGUUUUCUGAGAUCGAAAUUCUGAGAUCCAUCCAAGUAGGCCUAUUGUGCGUGCAGAACAUUCCAACCAGCCGGCCAACAAUGUCGACAGUGGUCUAUAUGCUGAGCAACAAAAACAUGGAGUUGCCGCAACCAAUGGAACCGGGUUUCUUUGCAAGAAGCUCUCCCCUGCAGUGUUCUGUCAGUGCCAAUGGGCUAACCCUCACAACCUUAACUCCUAGAUAAAAGGAACAUUUGAACUGCCAUAGACAGGAUGAACAGAGUUGAUAGAAUCAUCGCUGUUCAACAAUAUACCAGUUGGAUAGGAAAAUUUUGAAUGAACAUGAUUGCAUUUGUUGAAUAGAUAUAGGUUUGACCAAUCUGUGGCAAUUCUGAUAACAUUCUCAGGAUUAAUAUAAGUUCCAGUUAGGAGAUCCCAGAUCCCGAUAAUAUUGUAUAGGAUCUCUUUGGUUUUCCAAUGUUGUGCUGCCACCAUAUCCUAUGAAAAAGUUUGGAUUAUACCUAGAUCUUGGGUUAAAUUUCAUUCAUGUUUAUCCAAGAAUGAAAACUGCACACCAAAUUUCAUUUUUCUUUUUUUUUUUUUUAAGAAAAAAAAAAAAUCAAACCGCCCCGGUUGAAGUUUUGAUGUAACAAGUCUUCUCCUUCUAGAUGGCUUCUGCCGCUUGAGUGGUUUAAGC